CGAAAUUUUUCAGGCUUAAUUUAUCGACAUUGUUUUUUUUUAGUGAAGCCAUUAAAAAACUAAGAUAUGGCGGAUGAUAGAGUUUGUAGAGUCUGUUGCGGUGAAAGCUCUGAAGAAGAGCCUUUAUUUUAUCCAUGUAAAUGUUCAGGAACAAUUAAAUAUGUUCAUGAUAACUGGUAAUCUUACAUAUAACCUAUAAUAUGAGGAUCAUUAAUGGAUCUAAGUCUUAUUAAAUGGUUACAACAUAGCAGACGGCGAGAUUGUGAGCUUUGCAGGACACCUUUUCGGUUUACGAAAUUGUAUGAUCCGAAUAUGCCCAAGUCUAUUCCUGUUGCAGUUUUUUUAGUGCGUUUGUUAAGGCGUUUGAGGGGUUUAACUUUAAGAUGGCUUCGAACAGGACUUGCUUUAUUUCUAUGGCUUGGUUGGCUUCCAUGGAUGACACAAUGUGUUUGGACGUUUUCUCUUAGGUUAGGGGAUAGUUUGGUAGGAAGAUCAUUAUUAGAUGAGGCAUCUCAGCCCUCUCAAACGACAUGGUUACAAUAUACUUUUAAAAGGAAGGAUUUUUCGCUUAAAAAUCUAUUUAAAUAUAAAACUAUCAAUAAAAUUAUGAUGGAUGUGUUUGAAGGGCAACUUAUUACUGGUAUUAUUGUGAUUAUUUUUAUUAUCAUUUUGCUUUGUAGGGAGUGGGUUUUAGUUAUUAGUUUAAAUGAUGAUCAUUCUUUCGAGUCAUCAGAUUUUGAUUCUAAUUCUCAUAAUGAUCCAUUAAGAACUCAAAGAAUAAUAAAUCGAAGAACAUCGCAUGAGUCGUUUAAUGGACAUGCAGAAGAAGAUCAUCAUCUUUCAGAGAAUAAUCAGGAGGAUGAAGAUAAUAUGGAUAUGGAUUAUUCUGAGGGGGAUCCUGCAGAAUUAGCUCUUUCUAUAAACACAUUACUCGAUUCUAAUGAAAGAUGGGAAAUUGAUGAAAAUCCUUCUUUUAAUGAAAAUGCUGGGAGUUCCUCUAGGGGUUAUGGGGAUAUGAUACAGCAAUCUAGGUUAGGAUUCUUAGAUUUUGAAAUGAAGAAAGAUAAUAUGAAUCAAUAUGAGGAAGCAUUGGCGGAGGCGGGUCCUUCUAUUAAUGAGUUGCAAUAUGAUGAUAAUGAACGAAAUGGGGCGUCUUUUGAAAAGAAAGCGAUGUUUCCGGAAGUAGAAGAUAUUGAUGUAAAUCAUGAAUCAGAACCCUAUGAAACGAAUGGGUCAAUGGAACAAAAUCAUAUGGAUCAUUCUUCUUCUCAAAGCGAUGUUCAUGAGGGUAUCAGAGCUACGAUUGUUCAGUCCUUGACGACACGAGUGAGGAGUCUUUGGAGUUCUACUGAGGGGAAUACGGAGAAUAGAGAACAUAUUACCAAUGAUGAAACGAGAGAAGAAAAUUUUGAGAAUGAAAAUGAUGAUAUGCCUGAUGAGUUGGGCGAAAUUGAUGGAAUCAUUGAAUUAUCUGGGAUUCGAGGGCCUAUAAGUGGUCUUUUUCAAAAUUGUACCGUAACAUCUAUUUUGAUUGCUAUAUUUCUUGGAUUGUUAAUACUUAUACCAUAUGUUUUGGGAAAAUCAUUAGUUCUUAUUACCGUUCGAAUACCGCACUAUUUGAUAUUGUUUUCAGAAAGUACGAUUCAAAAAGUUUUUUUAACCAUUGUUGAUGCGAUUGUUUUUUUUAUUUUUCAAGUAAUUAAUGGUUUUAUCAUUAUUGGAAGGAUAUUAUUUAAUAUAAUAAUUUUUGAUAUAUUUAGUAAAGAAUCAUACAUAAAAAUUUUUAGAUCUCAUACUUUUAUAAAAUCUAUAGCUAAUAAUGCGUUGACUAGAAUUAUGGAAAGAGUUUCAUCUAUUUAUUUGUCAGGUUCAUCUUCUAAUUUGGAAAAGGAGGUUAUAUUUCAUAUUUAUGGUAUGAAAAUUUCUAUACCUCCUAGAGUUAUUACUCUUGGAACAAGAAAUACUGUUUUUGAUAGAACAAUAUCCAUUAUUAUUGGAUAUUGUAUUUUAAUAUCUAUUGGCGCAUUAUAUUUGAAGAAAUAUUCUAAUAUUAAAAAAAAUUCACGGCAAAGAAUGAUUCAACGUGUAAUGAAUGAUACACUUCAUCAAGCAAGCUUGAUUAUUAAGUUCGUUGUAAUUGUAGGAAUAGAAGUCAUUGUAUUUCCUAUUUACUGCGGAAUCCUUAUAGAUAUAUUAUUAUUGGAUUUAUUUGAAAAUGCUAAUAUCAAUACACGACUAGCAUUUACGAAUUCAAAUCCUUUUACCAGUUAUUUUUUACAUUGGUUUAUUGGUACUGCAUAUAUGUUUCAAUUUGCCUUGUUUGUUAAAAUGUGCCGUGAUAUUGUUCGUCCUGGUGUUUUAUUUUUUAUUCAUGACCCUAAUGAUGCACAAUUUCAUCCGAUUAAAGAGAUUCUUGAACGCCCUAUUAAGGUUCUGUUACGAAAAAUAUUUACAAGUGGGAUCAUUUAUUCUUGUUUGAUAUGUUCAUGCUUUUCGAGUGUAAUAUAUUCUGUGAGAUAUUUUCUGCCAGAUCUUUUUCCUCUUCGUUUAUCACUCAAUAAAUUCUUUUUUGAUAUUCCUUUUGAUAUAUUGGCUUUGCAUAUAUUAAUUCCAUUAACUUUAAAAUUAAUAAAGCCUGCUGCUAUAACAAAGGGUUUGUGGUUAUGGUGGUUGAAAACUAUAAGUGCCAAACUUCGUCUUACUUCUUUUAUGUUUAAUGGUCGACAUCCUCAAGAAGAAGGAGUAUAUGUACGGAAGACUCUUAUGGCAAAGUUAUUAAUAAAAAAAACUGAUAUUCAUAAUGAUUCUGGACAACAGUUAAAGGAUUUGGAUGUUGUUUUCGUUCGUAAUGGGUCGUUUUUACGAGUGCCUUUUAAAGACAAUAUCUCUCUUCAUAGAGAAUCAAUGUUUAUACCUGUUACAGAAGAUAAUGUUAGAUUGGAUAAAAAACAAGAUAAUGAGUCGAAAAACAGUCCCAAUUUUACAGUAGUGUAUAUUCCUCCGUCUUUUAUUAAGAGAAUAAUUGUGUUUUUAUUCUUGGUAUGGAUUUUUGCAUUCUUUAUGGGUAUUAUGUUGAUUGUUCCUCCAUUGAUUGUUGGACGGCGGAUUUUUGCAUUUUUAUUUUCUACUUACGAAUUUCAUGAUUUUUAUACAUAUAUUUUUGGAUGUUAUUUUCUUGGAGCUUUUAUUGCAUUAUCAAUAUUUUUAUAUACUCAUGGAAAUUUACUUAAGAAUACUUUAAGAAUCUUUAUAGAGAAAUUAAGGUCGCCUAAAAUAGUGGUAUCAUGCCUAAAUACGUUUUUGUUAAGGCUUCUGAAAAUUGGAUACAUGAUUUUUGCCUUUGAAAUAUUUCUUCCAUUUUUAUUUGGCUUGGUUAUGGAUUAUUAUAUUAUUAUUCCAUUUAAUACAUAUUUUUUAUCAGAGAAUGAUCCCGUAAUAUAUAUUUUUCACGAUUGGGCAUUAGGAAUUUUAUAUACGUUAAUUAUUGCUAAUUUGAUUAUGUUAAAUAGAGAAUCUUCUCUUGCACGAUCAAUGAUGCAGAUUGUUCAUAAUGGGUAUUUGGACCCUGAUAUCGUACUUUCUACUAAGUUGUUUGUUUUUCCUAUUGGAUUAAUAAUGUUAAUGGCAUUAUUGCUUCCAUUGUGUCUAGGUUAUUUUAUAUCGAUGUUAUUAUAUCGUUCUAAUGAUUAUGACACAAUUUCUCGUGUAUAUCGCUAUUCAUAUCCUCUAACGUUAGCUGGAAUCUUAGUUAUAUUAAUUUUAAAAAUAUUUCAUAUUUUAUUAGCUAAAUGUAAGCAAAGCAUUCGUGAUGAAGUGUAUCUUAUAGGAGAACAACUACAUAAUUAUAGUCAACAUUAACCUUAUAUAAAAUUUCAUUAUUAAAAU
Pneumocystis murina B123 is the source of this 3885-nucleotide messenger RNA. RefSeq lists its product as hypothetical. The record is from RefSeq and is a predicted model, not a curated record. The coding region runs from base 214 to 3858 and encodes 1214 amino acids. Gene Ontology annotation, cellular component: endoplasmic reticulum membrane. Lineage: Eukaryota; Fungi; Ascomycota; Pneumocystomycetes; Pneumocystales; Pneumocystaceae. The transcript has 14 exons.